GUCUCCAUGACAGUGUGUUAUUGUUGUUGGUGGUCGGAGUCGGUGUGUCCGGAUAAGCGAGCGGGCCGUGCGCGCUGAGCGGACUCGGACAGGCCCGGAGAUGAGCGGCGGAGCUGCGGGCUCUGCGGGCUUCAGCAGCGGGGCAGCAGGCGGAGCUGUUGACGGGCUGCAGUGAUGCUGGGCCGGGCAGAGAGGAGCGGAGAGCCGCGGGGAGAGCAGCCGGAGGAGCGGAGGACAUAAACACUCGAUAAACCCUCAACGAUGAUCUCCAGAUACAGCAGGAAGCCGCUGGAGCGCAGCCUGCAGAUUCGUGGUGUGUCCCGCAGCAGUCUGGAUCAGCACCCCCUGCCGGAGCAGCCUGAACCGGAACAAGAGGAGCCUCCACUGAGUCACUGCAGCUCAGAGACGUCCUCCGUUGUGUCCAGCAGGUCAGGUUGUCCUGUAGACUCGGCCAGAUCCUGGUCUGGAAUUCACAGCUAUACGGGUACAGGAGUGUCCACUGAGAGGAGCUCGCUGUUCUCCUGGGGCUACGAUGAGUUUGAUAAAGCAGCGUCUCGUCAGGUUCAGCUGAUGUUUGAGGAGAUCGAUGAGGAGCUCUAUGAAGGUAAAGGAGAGGUUCAGCUGCGGAAUCUGCAGGAGGAGUGUCAGCAGUGGGCUUCACGGUUCCCCCACCUCCGGAUCAUUGGAAAGCAGUUGAUUUGUCCUACAGAUGAAGGUUUUCAGUGGUUCGCCUCCUCGUCCCUCAGCUCCACCUCCAUCAGCCAAGCACAGGACAGAACCGCCAGCGAGUUGUGUGUGCAGGGUCACAGAGCCAUACUGUGUCCGUCUGUCGAGCUCACACUCUCUGACCCUCCCCGUGGUUCUCAUGGAGACGAGUUGCCGAGGGUGAUUGAAGCUGAAGGUCUGAUGGAGGAGUAUCUCGCCUUCGACUGCAGAGACCUUGAUGAGGAGUUUGAGCGGGAGUGUGUGAGCAGGCGGCGGUCCUGUCUGCCCCCCAUCUCUCCGUAUCGCUGCCGCAGGGAGGCGGUGCUGGAGCUGCUGUUUGAUGACGUGUGGCGCGAGCUGAUUGGUUGGAUGGAGGAGCUGAUCCGCAGGCUGUGGGAGGGCUGUGUCUCCGAUGAGGAAAAGAGUGCUGUUGCGCUCAGUCCAGCACGGCCGCAUUCCCACAGUCCGUUUGGGAUGCUGACCAUCCUGCCCGCAGCUCCGCCCCGCCUGGGCCCCACCCCAUCACGACCGCAACACAUACACACCAACCUGCAGCUCCAGCACACACACACUGCACUGCAGCUACAGAGCACAAAGUCAAGGGGCUCAAAGCACAAGUCGAGACGGAAAUCCAAAAAGCAGAGAAAGCCAUCUACUUCCAGUCGAGUGCCUGUAGGAACAGCUGCUACACAUCACAACCUAAAUGACCUCAUCAUGAUCCAUGGUAUUCCACUGCAGCAGAGAAACACUGGAGUUCUGGAACGAGCAGCACAUGAUGGAGAAGAGAGAAUGGUCCUUCGUCCCGGCUCCAGCAUCAUUCCUUCCAAUAAGCCACGCCCACGCCGUGCCCUGGAGCAGCAAAGCUCCACCUCCCUACCCCGCCCUCCCCAGUCUGCACGACGACGAGCGCUGCCCCCUCGGACACUAUUGCCAUUAGCAACAGGUCUGACCCCUUCCAGUCCAGCUGGAAACAUGGACGAGGGAAUCAGAGGAACUCGACUGUCCACAGCCGGUGAUUGUCUCUCCUCCCCUCCAAUGCCCCUCAGCAGAAACACACUGCUGCCCCCUAUUGGCACUGCAGAUACUGAGCACGCACCCUCUGCACAUCACACACGACACUCUCAGCGUCAGCGUGGUUCCUCCUCUCGUGCCCACAGUGCAGUAGCAGAUGAGGCUGGCAGUCUUCUACCCAGAGAUAGACUCCACCCACAGGACGUCUACUCCAGACCCAACACCACACACACCUUCAGGUCUGACACUCCGUAUCGCCGCUCUUUCACUGUCCUGGACAGCAGCGGGCAGAACCGGCCAGGCCGACCGUCAGUGGGCACAGAUUCUCUGGGUAUUGGUGUAACUGGAGUCAGUUUGGGCAUUAGCAGCUCUUCAUUCCUGGACUCCUUUACCCAUCAUCCCCUUGGCCACUCCCCCGUUGAGGAUGAGGAGGAGCCAGACACCCAGGCCCCACCCCCAGCAUUACUGCACCCGGUUCGUUCCCACAGUAGAGGUGGUCUGAUGACCCGCAGCAGCAGACCGGGACUUUAAUCCCCCACCCCACCCCUCCCAGCGCUGGGUGGGCAGCGCUCAAGGACGGUUACUCAGCGGUCACGCUUUACUCCACAGCAGGACUUUUAUACUCCGGCCUUUUGGGCAUUUUAUUUAUUUAUUAUUAAUGUUGUUUAUUAACCGUCGCUGUCGUUUUGUUGUUUGUUGAUUUUUUUUUUUUUUUUUUUUUAAGAGUCCUAUUUUUGUAUGUCAGAAUCUUCAGCUUUAAAUGGCUGCCAAAGACAGUAACGUCCAGCUCAGGACACACACACACACACACACACACACACCCACACCCACCACACACCAUGCACACACACUCUCACAUACACACACAGACCACACACACACAGACACACACCACACCACGCACACACACUCU
Molecule: messenger RNA, 2629 nt
Organism: Pygocentrus nattereri (red-bellied piranha)
Lineage: Eukaryota; Metazoa; Chordata; Actinopteri; Characiformes; Serrasalmidae
Gene: fam149b1
Product: family with sequence similarity 149 member B1
Exons: 16
Coding region: 262-2247 (661 amino acids)
Biological process (GO): protein localization to cilium; cilium assembly
Source: RefSeq, a predicted model, not a curated record